Molecule: messenger RNA, 6237 nt
Organism: Sebastes umbrosus (honeycomb rockfish)
Lineage: Eukaryota; Metazoa; Chordata; Actinopteri; Perciformes; Sebastidae
Gene: map2k5
Product: mitogen-activated protein kinase kinase 5
Exons: 22
Coding region: 266-1615 (449 amino acids)
Biological process (GO): protein phosphorylation
Molecular function (GO): protein binding; protein kinase activity; ATP binding
Source: RefSeq, a predicted model, not a curated record
AUGUUGAUUCUGAACCGCUGUUGGAGCAGUUGUGUUUCCUCUAAACUAGCUUCAUGGCUAAACACCUCAGAUAACACAGAGUAACACCUGGUGAACACAUGUUUACAGCUACAGCUGGACCUCCCGGUGCUGUUAUGACGUGACGGCUGACGGGUUGUUGUUGUUAAACCUCCUCAUCACUAGAGAGAGGUGUUAGCAUGUGAUGCUAGCUCGUUAGCUUAGCCAGCCAGCCCAGUGUUACUAUGAGGCUGAUCUGUUCCUCUUUAUGCUCAUACUCGAUCUGAAUAACCUCUCCGCCAUGGACAGCGAGGCUAUAGUGAUCCGGAUAAAGUCUCCGGCGGGGGACAUGGACUCUGCUGUGGACUGUCCAUCUCUGCUCAACUUCAACGACCUGCUAGUUGCAAUCAGAGAUGUGAUGCCUGAAGCCACUGUCACAGCCUUUGAGUAUGAAGACGAGGUGGGGGACAGAAUCACUGUAAGAAGUGAUGAAGAACUCAAAGCCAUGUUGUCAUAUUACUUCAACACAAUGAAUGAACAACGCAUGAACGGACUGCUGCCGGACCCUCUGCAGAUUUUUCCUCGAGCCGGCAAGACUCCAGGGAUCCGGAACAUACAUGGCCUGAAGGUUAAUACAAGACCUAACCCAGCCAAUGACUGCACUCACGUUGUCCCAGACUCCAUGGCCAACAACAGCUUAAAAAAAUCAUCCGCUGAGCUGAAGAGGAUCCUGACAAAUGGGCAGAUAAAUGCUCAAGAUAUCCACUAUCAAGAGCAGCUCGGCCAUGGAAACGGAGGCACGGUUUACAAAGCGUACCAUCUUCUGGGCAAGCGGGUUUUAGCUGUCAAGGUCAUUCCCCUGGAUAUCACAGUGGAAUUGCAGAAGCAGAUCAUGUCAGAAUUAGAAAUUCUCUACAAGUGUGAUUCACCCUACAUCAUCACUUUCUUCAGUGCCUUUUUCGUAGAGAACAGGAUAUCCAUAUGCACAGAGUUUAUGGACGGUGGUUCUCUUGACGUGUACAAAAGAAUUCCAGAGCACGUGCUGGGGAGGAUCGCAGUGGCAGUAGUCAAAGGCCUGACAUAUCUGUGGAGCCUGAAGAUACUUCACAGAGAUGUCAAGCCUUCCAAUAUGCUGGUGAACACCCGAGGACAAGUCAAGCUCUGUGACUUUGGUGUCAGCACACAGUUGGUGAAUUCUAUCGCCAAAACAUACGUGGGAACUAACGCAUACAUGGCGCCAGAAAGGAUAUCAGGAGAACAGUACGGUAUCCACGCAGAUGUCUGGAGUGUGGGAAUCUCUUUCAUGGAGUUGGCGCUUGGCAUGUUCCCCUAUCCACAGAUUCAGAAAAACCAAGGAUCUUUAAUGCCUCUCCAGUUACUGCAAUGCAUCGUUGAUGAGGAUCCUCCAGUUCUUCCUGUCGGCCAGUUCAGUGAGAAGUUUGUUCACUUCAUCACUCAGUGUAUGCGGCGGCAACCCAAAGAGAGGCCUGCCCCUAAUAACCUCAUGGAUCAUUCCUUCAUCAUCCAGUUUAACGAUGGUAAUGCAGAGGUGGUGUCGAUGUGGGUUUGUCGCUGUCUGGAGGAGAGACGAGCUCAGCAGGCUCAGGGACACAUCUGACGUCCUCCUGCUGUCUGCCCAUGAUGGACCGGGACCUUGAACACGUAUCAAAGGCUUCAGGGUCAAGUACGUCCAUAUGCACUGUACAAGUGACUCAAUGUACAUGGACAAAAAUCACCAGAUGUUACAAACUUUAUGUGAGUCAUUCCUUAUUUUACAGCACUCGUUCGUCGUGACAAUAAGGAGCUCACAUCCUUUGAACUUUGCAUCUUAAAUCUCUGCAUCCAAAAAGUGCAGAGAGGUCUGCGCUUUCUUUCUAACGUGGGUCACCAUCCGCAGCUUCAUCCCAACGUUUUUUCGGGAGUAUACAGACAUGCAGUGUCAUCCCAGUCUGGUGAGUGGAUAUAAACGGUCCUGAUUUAAAGGAUCAGGGAAAAGAAACAACUUCAAAAGCAUAAGACUGCAAUACGCUGGCAGGGUAAUGCUCCGUUUCUGGGAUGGUAUCUCAAAUAACCGUCUUGUGCUUUACUGUUGACAGCCCUCUAGUGAAUGUUAAGGUUUUUGCCUGUGAGUAACUGCCCAUGUGUGUGCCUGUUUUUUCCAGUGGUGUAAUUUAUUACCUCAGCAAACUUAGGUUGUCUCUGUAAUAGCAAAACUUCCUCCCAAAAAAUACCUGACUUUAAUUCCUGGACUAGAACAUUUGUAUCCAGUUAUUGCCUAAUCUUGUGAGGUUGGGGUAUUAACUAAAUACAAAGCUAUGUCUUGAAGGGGUGUGAAGUGAACAACAAGCGUUCAGUGUUAGAGACUGCAAUGAAAUAUUGACAUGCAUCUUUUCUUGGUUCUCAAGCAACUCGGCCUCACUCCCAUCUGGUCAAAUACCGCAGACUGGGCAGCGCCCCUCGGCAUCGGAAACCGAUGCAGAGAGGCAACCUUUAGCAACAGUUUGUGACGAACCGGGCUUUCAACUUACUCCAAUGUAAACCCACCUGCAGCGCUAUUCGACGGUCGAAGCAAGUGACAUAGCAUUAAUAGCGUGAGAGUCUGCUAAGGGCGGGUGGGAGGUGUGGUUGAUGGGUCAAACAAACACAGGACUUCCAACCAGGAGACCGACGUUCAUGUCCCGCUUGAAACUAAGUUUUCGAGUAUCAUGAGCCCCGUGAGUCGCUUUCGUGAGUCGCUAGUGACGUGAGUUGUUAGAAUCGUCAGUCAGUGAAGUUAAUGUCAACCACGACCGUUUCCUAACCCCAACUCAGUGGUUUUGUUGUCUAAACCUAACUUCCUGUGAAACGUUUUAUUUUGAAAGGGCACUAUGCAUGUAAUGAGCGUAUAUUGACACAUCCAAAAGUAAUGUAAGAAGGGUACCCCGUGUGUUUACCGAUACCGAGGGGCACUGACUAAGCGGCGUUCUAGGACGAGUUGGGAGUGAGAAUGUGUUGUCUCAAACGUACUGACCAAACAAGUAAUGGUUCUCACUCAUCGGGAGGAACCAGGGCUUCUCUCCGUUUAAACUUCUUUUAUUUACGUUUGCACAGACAUGCCUGACAUUGAAUGCCACUGAAUGAACUGCUGGAGAUGGAAUUGUGUUCUCUACUUUCAUUCAGCAGCUAUUUGUUCUUUUCUUAUAAUCCAUUAAUAACAAGAGAAACUAUGGACAAGAAGAGAAACAUAACAGAAACAAUAUCUCUUCCUCCCCUUAUAAACCAACACUUUUUAAGUUAUUGUUUUAUCCACUUCCUCACCAGUAAGUCCUUACUUUAGCGAAAUAUGUCAUGUACUAUACAGAGAGUAUGCUAUGUUAUUUGAUUGCCAAAUGAGAUCAGUUGAUAGAGAGUAAACAUUAAUGCAGUGCACUUAACACCAAAGACCACUGACGACCCAAAUGGUGAAUUUUCUGUAUAUGUAUCUCUCUGACUGAGGCAAACAUAAUGGGUUAAAUGACUAAAAUGAUUUGACAUGGUUUUCAUGUGCAGUUGGUGAAAUGUGUCGAGCUCAAGUGCAAUUAAAAGCCAUUCCUACCACAAAGGAACCGUUAACGCAGCCUACAGUGACAUGAUGCGUACAGCAUGAGCAUCGCUGGCAACGAAUGUAACGGCAGAACAUCAGCGCAUCAGAGAAAGGCUUAAAGCAGCAGUUUAUUAUACAUGUGAUGAGCAGUUUCUUCCGUUCACUGUCUGAUGUGCUUUUGUCCUUCGUUACAAUGACAAGACACAGGGAUGGUAGAUUUUAAUCACCGGCCAUUUGACUGUAAAUCAUCCAAAACUGAGAACACAUUUGUUGUUUGUAGAACAAUCAAACAUGUGCUCCAUCGUGUCAUUCAUCAUUUGGAAACUCAUUGAGAUUUCUUGUAUUUUUUUACAUAACCAAGCCCACAGUUGUUUUUUUUUUAUCAUUUUGAUUGUCAAGCACCUUAUUUCCAGCAUGGGCUAAUCAUUUAGCAUUUUUGCUACUUGAGUAACAUUUACUUUCCUUUAGAAAUGACCUGUCUCCAGACAGGAAAUGAAAGAAAUACUGUAUGUGUGAGGAAAUCCCAAGCUAUGUCCCAGCUCCGUACUACAUACUAAUUCUUGUAUGUGUUGCAUGUAUAUAUGCAUACAAAAUUUAGUAUACUAAAAGAUACAAGUAUGCAUAUUAAAUUUGCCCUUUUUUUUCUUCUUUUUUUACAUUUUUGUGAUGUUAAUGCACUCUGUUGUCUAACUAAUUGAAGAGAGCUCCAGAAACAUAAUGAAAACAAAAAAAAUCUUAAUUUGACAAAAAAAUCUUGACUCAAGGUCUUCUUACUCGCUUUUUCCGGAACUAGGAAGACCACCAGACGCUUUUUAAAGUUUGGGUAAAAGCUCGUAAGUGGAGUGUUAUUAUGAGACUACUGUUUCCAAGGUCGAGAGUGAACAUUUACUCUUCGGACAAACAUGUUACAUUGGCAGGAUCUUUCAAAUCAGUGAACAUUUGAUAUAAUAGUACAAAAAUGUCUUCAAUGCAAAACAAUAUAUCAUGAAAGCAACCCCGGGACCCAUCAGCUAUCGGUCUGACGACGGAUAAGCCUCUGGGAUCAAGGUCUAUAUUUUCGGGGUUCUAGUGUAGCCUGUGGAUAUCCAGGCCAGACUUUUCUGUACGCUGCUCCUUGUUUACAGUCCGAUUAGUAGCUUGAGACGCGAUACUGGCGUUGGAGUAGAGAGACGAUGUAUACAAUGGAUUGUUUCACAAGUAGCCAGUUUACAAGCUAAUUUUAAACCAAUAAAAAGCUAAAUCAUUGUCAGACGAUAGCCGGUGGAUUCCCAGAUUGCAUUUCGGCCAAUGCCUUCCGCCUCUUUUGCUCUCCAGAUGGACUGUUUCCCUGCAUUCAACCAAAGCCUGCUCAAACAUGAUUGGUCAAUACUACUCGGACUAGAAAUGGAAACCAGAACGCUUGUGAUACCAAAAUCUUGUCUGGUGAUGGGUCAUGAUGUGUGAGGGAAUCUUCUUAUAGCACCCUCUACUGGUUGUGCUCAGUGCUUAUCGAGACAAGAUUUCUCUGUGAAUUUGAUAUGUAUUGAAUCAAAAUGUUCUCAUACAGCGGUUCGUAUGAUAUCUUACGAAAAAGUGAUUUCUUCUUUUUCGUUCGUUUCCUACGAAUGUCCAGCAACACGUGUCAAUGUCCAUCUUUACAGGAAACAACUUCCUUAGGUUUCAACAAAACUACUCGGUUAGGUUUAGGAAAAGAUUGUGGUUUGCCUUAAAAUAAAUCCUUAAGUGGAGUUACCGAAGUACAUAAGUUACAUGACAAAUACAUCAACCUUGACUUCUGGUCUCAGACAAAUUGUUUGUGAACUGCACAACCAGCAGAGGUGCUACGUGUCAUGAUCCCUCCCAUACGAACAAAUUCCAUUAGUGCCAUUGUUCUGCCUUUUAUUCAUUCAUUAUUCUCCUUAUUUCUGCCUCAGAAAACUGAAGGCACAGCCUUUUUACUUUGAUGUACAUAAAUAUACUUUUACCUUUAACUUUGGGAAGGAUUUCUGUGCAAGAUGCCACUCAUAGAGAAAUGAAUAUCACUCUCAUAAUUUGGCGAAACUCAAAGUUGAAGAUGUUCCAGUAACUGAAAUACAUCAACAUGGAUUUCCAACAGUUGCACAAUGAAUAGAAUAUGUAUUUUACAUAAUACCACAUGCUGUAUAUCGUUAAUUAUAUUCAUCUAACUGUCAAAUUCUACUGUAGUAUUAACACAUUACAGUCGGCCUUAAAUGUAACUGAAGCUAUAAAUACUUAGCAGUCUGGUAAAAGUAGUAAAUAUGUAUGAAAUAAGAGGAGCGUGUUGUGGCCGCUGGCUGCUGAUGAACACGCUGCAAAUAUUAAAUGUAUUCUUGCAACUCAAAUGAAACCAAAAAGUAAAAUUGUUUGUGAACAGAUGUUCUGUAACCUCCAAAAAGCUCAGACACAUAUUUUAUGGUUUGCUCAUUGACUGUGAUUUUUGAAUAUGAAUCUGCGGUUUCAGUGGAAAUAUUUAUUAUUUUUUUUUACUUUACAGCUUGUGACUCUCGCCCUGUUAUUAUUUUUCCUGUUUUUGCCUAAAACAUUAAGUCAGUGAUGGGACUCAGCAGAAAUAUUAGUGCUGUGAUAUUACUGCUGAUAAUGGCCUUUUAUGUAAUUAUCUGUGUUGGCACAUAUUCCAACCGUCAUGCACAAAUAGAAUAAAAAGUAUUUAAACAUAA